AUAAGCGAUGUCAGCUUGACCACGACGCGGGGGACGCGAUACCGGCUACCGUUUACCGUCGCGUCUAUGACUGUCACGUGGUUAUCACUGUUAUCAGUGACCAUGCGGGUUUGUUUUGUAAAUAGAUGUGUAUGUGCGAGAUGCGAACGAACGUAAUGGGUCUAGUUAUUGUUACGUCUUGCUUUGUUUACGUGUUUACUUCGAAACGAGUUUAUACAAGUGCAAACCGAUUUAAUAUUAGAUAUGUAGGCUACAGCUUCUUGUUAUCGGCGAGGUCGUAUGUUCGGAUUUUAUUUCAAAGAAAUCUAGCGCUUAAGCCCACGCAAGUAAUAAGGUACAUUAUUGCUUUCAUAAUGAAUUAGCGUUAUGGUUCUUUUUUUUUUCGAUAAUUACAAAUAUUCCCGAUUUUGAUUUAAAAUUUCACGCUCAAUAAAUUAUUGUUUUUCGAACAGUUCUUAUCUCUACUAGUGUUGGCCCGUCGAACAAAAUUCAAACAUAUAAUUCAAAAGAUCUCACGACUCAGGUUCAUUUUAUGAAAAAUAUUUUUUCGUUCUUGACACAUUUUAUUUGUAAAGGUGAGAAAAGACUAAGCAAUAGCUAUUAAACCAACAAAAAAGAAAAUCGGUGGACAAACAGAUGGCAAAAGGAUUUUGUACUGUUGUAUCUGCCUGUUUAGAUUUAUAAAUUUAUCGAAUCCCUAUUUGCAAUAGUCCUAUUGUAUAAACACAAACACGAUUUUUUGCGCGCAUAGACCACUAGCUCCUAAUUGAUUACAUAUCAUUGCGACCUACUAACUCAAAAUAACAUUGUUGUGUGUCAGUAUGAGGCAACAGUUUAUAGCAUGUCCUGAUUAUGAAUAAUAAUUGUUUAAUUAGCUCUAAAAUAUUACGAGCUCCGUCGACGAUACUAGCCAUGGUGAGCAAAGGCGACAUAACCUAAGCUCGCAAAAAAGCUUGGAACUAAACAAGCAAACUCAUUUGAAAGUGCUCACGGGCCAUAGUCAAAAAAUCAAAGCAUGCAUUUACUAAUGCCUUAAAAAAUUCGAGCUAAGUUUUAAAUAGUAUCACUGAUUGUCUCCCAUUUUGGUCAAGGAUUGAUAGUAAGAUAUGGAAGUAGGUAGCUUGUAUAUUUUAAAUUUGAUCCAUUUUCAAAAUUUAGUUAGAAAAUAAUUGAAACAAGAUUGCUAACGGUAGGCAGCGGCUUGGCUCUGGCAUUGCUGACGUCCACGAGUGACGGUAACCACUCAACGUCAGGUGGUCCGUAUGCUCGUCUGCCUAUAAGGGCAAUAAAAUAUGAAGUUGAAUUCAAUUUUUAUAAUUUUUUUUUCGGAAAUUUCGAGUUAAUCCGACGUUUUGAAAGGGGUCAAAAUCAUGUUCAAAGAUUCCGUUACAUACUAACAUACAAACGUCUGAAGCUAAUAAAAGUGUAUUAAAAAAAGAUGACCGAAGCCUAAAUAUCAAACAUUUGGUCGGGAACACGGACUCCGCCACGGAGGCGACUGAGAUAAUGUUGUCGUUUAAAAACAUAUCUGAACAAGUACAUUUCAUAUAAAGUUCUUGAGACAAUGUCAGGGUCUUGCAUUUUUCUCAAUCGCGACCUCCGGUCUGUUCUGCUGAAUAUAUUGACAAAUAGAGCCUUGACCGAAUUCAACUAGACCGAAAAUUAACAAGCUCGAAGACUCGCGCACAGAAUUGCCAAUUAAUAAUUAGCGUGUAGCAUUUUUCAUGGCGCGGUGUACAUAAAAAAGAGACGUUAUUUCUAUAUUAGAUCAAGCAAGAUAUCGUUGAUUUUGUGGGUAUUUUAAUGCUUAUUACCGGAAAGUGAUCGAUUGGUAUGAAGUGGGUCGCAUUACUAUCUCUGAUCGCGGUGAGCGUGGUGCGGCUACCGGCUCCGGUGGUGAUCACCACCAGUGGACCAGUGAGGGGCAGGAUCAGCGAAAAUGGAAACUUUUAUGAGUACUUCGGAAUCCCGUACGCUACUGUUGACGAGAGGAAUCGAUUUCAGGCACCACUGCCCGCACCGCAAUGGAGCGAUAUCUUCGAAGCUACCAACGAAAACACGUGGUGUCCACAAAAAUCCAUUGGCCCUAUAGUCUUCGGAGAACCUGACUGCCUCAAGCUCAACGUAUACUCCCCAGUCAAGGCUGUGAAGCUACCCGUCAUGGUGUACAUUCAUGGAGGUUGUUUCUUUAGUGGUGCCGGAUCUCCAUACCUCUAUGGAGGGGAUUUCUUCGCCGAAAAUCAAGUAGUCUUCGUGGGUAUAAAUUACAGAUUAAGUGUUGAAGGCUUCCUCUGCUUAGGCAUCGAGGAGGCGCCAGGAAAUGCAGGACUUAAAGACCAGAUCGCAGCCUUGAAAUGGAUUCAAGAAAACAUAGCUAAUUUCGGCGGAGAUCCAGAUAAUGUUACAUUGUUUGGUGAAAGCGCUGGCGCUGUUUCCACGUCUUUCAUGAUACUUUCUCCGGCUGCUAGAGGCCUCUUCCACAAGGCCAUACUGCAGAGCGGUUCCUCCCUUGCGCCUUGGGCACUCCAGCAUGAUCCAAUAAGAACCGCGAGCGCUUUAGUCAAGAAAUUCGGUUACGAUACCAAAGAUCCGUACGAAAUAUACAGUAUUCUAUCGAAUAAGACUGUUAAUGAUUUAGUUCUCGCAUUAAAUAAUGAAGAAAAAUACUGCGUUGCUGAUUUCAAUAUUUUCGUGCCGUGCGUCGAAAGACCAAUUGAAGGAAUUGAAUCUGUCAUAACUGAAUAUCCCACGAACGUAAUCCGUUCAGGGAACUACACUAAAGUUCCAAUGAUAAUUGGUAAUACGGACAAAGAGGGCAUUUAUUUUGUGGCUGCAGAUUACGGCGUCAAAUUGGCGAAUCACACGAAUUUUGACAUCAUGAGCAAUCUGCAGAACGAUCUAGAAUUUCCAAAUGAUUGGGAAAGGAAUUGUACGGCAGAGAGAUUAAAGACGCAUUAUUUAUCUUCAUCGACAGAGGACAAUAUGAUCAUGAACGUGGUGGAACUAUACUCCGAUGUACACUUCAAAUUUCCUUCGGUUAUAGAAUCCGAGAUGUACUCCAUGACAACGGACCAACCCAUAUACUAUUACAUUUUCAAGUACAGCGGACUGAUAAACAUGCCCAAGUUGAUAUCAGGAUUUGGUUUGAUCAAGGGCGCCUCUCAUGCCGACGAGCUGUUUUACUUGUUCAAGCCUCACUCCUUUCCGUUGCCGCAGAAGUCACUCGAAAGUACUAUGAUAGCUCGCAUGCUGGAAAUGUGGACUAAUUUUGCUCGUUACGGGAACCCAACACCGAAACGAACUAAAAUUCUGCCUUACAUAUGGAACCCCAGCCGGGAGCCGAACCCUACCGCUUUGGUGAUCGAUUCCCGCAUCACCACCGCGCCGAUGUGGAACGAACAAUCCGUCAAACUAUGGAAUGAAACAUACAGAAAAUACAGGAAAAGAAAUUAUGGUUUCAAAGAUUUUUGUUCCAUUAGACAACAGUAAAAAAAUUAAUGUCCGAAGUAAAACCCGAAUUUAAACCAGUUUAUCACAUGUCAUUAGUACUUAAAACUCAGAAUUAUUAGUAGAACUAAAAACGUAUUGAUGUUUUGGACGUACUAAAUGACUGUCAAUGUCAUGACCGGAAGUUUGGAGCGUCAUUUCAUUAAUGUCACUUUGUCAUAACGACCGAUGUCAAAAUUCAGUCAUGAUAUAAAUUAAUUAACACAAAAUCUUUAAUUUUAAGUUUUGACUUUUUGCUAGCUGAACACAGAUCUGUUUGAUGAUAUACUUCGUUUUUUAUGUUUCAAGAUCUAAUCAUCCGAUAGUCAAAUUACGGAUCUGUUUACCAAACGGCAUGAAUACGAGUCACAUUUAUUGUAAACAUCGAGUAAUAGCAAAUGCAGUUUUUCACGCGCUAAUAACGAAUCUAAUAAAUGUUCGUAUGUAAAACAAUGAAAUUAAUGACGUAAAAUAUUAUUUAAUAAUUUACUUACAUUACAUUAUUAAUUAAUUAACUUAAACGAACGCUUUGUUCACCGGAUGUAUUUAAGUUGUCAGCUUUUUAAUAUCAAGUAUCCGCUAACUGCGUGAAUUUCCUCACAACGUUGAAAGAAUUUAUCGAUAAAUGCUACUCCCGAUUGCGAAAUAGAUCCUUAAUAUUUCAUAAACUCGCCUCUGCAACUUCAAACUCACUCUGUGAUGAGAAAACGCAUAUUAACCAUGUCACUGAAUAGACUGGGUAAUACUAAUAUACAUAUUUCCAAUAUCAGCAUGACAACUACUAUUGGCUACCGCUGACCGUAAGCGUGGAUUAGAACCAAACAGUCUGUUAUUGUUAGUAAAAAUAUGUCGUUUUGAAUCUAGUCUUUAUUUUAGUUUUAAGAAUUGAAUGUCUGGCUUGGGUUUAAGUGUUAUCUUGAAUACCAUUCCAAUAGCAAAAAAACUAACAAGCUUAUCAAAAUUAUGAACGGUGCUAUUGGCAUGUUUUUAUUCAAAUGAAGAACAGUUAAAGAGGGAAUAAUAAUACUCAUAGAUACUAUAUUAUUGUUGUUUAGAUUAUAUUUGCAUACAAUACGAUAUGUCUACAAUAAAGUGAUAUCUACAAGCCUCAUUUGACACAAGAUAUGCCACAGCAUCUAAGAACUACACAGCUAUUCUAUUUGUGGACAAUAGUUAUUAUCUACUGUCAAAAACAGGAUCCUGCGGUGUUAAAUCUCAACGCAUUAUUGUUGUCUACUUUUCAUUAUUAUGCAUUUGGACAUCUUCAACUGGACAAAACGACCGCAGAUUGUUUUUAACUGUUUAGAAACACAUUCUAGAUGCUAGCACUUGGUCCCUUGUAAAGACAUUCAAAAUGGUGCUAUAUAUUUUUUUAUGUAUUAAAUGUAUAAUUUAAUUAACUAGUUAUGGUAUAAAUUUAUAAUAUCAAAAUCAAACUAUAUUAUGUUGGGUGUUGUAAAGACUUUAUUAUUGUUAGAAAGAUUCAUUAAAUUAAUGUUAUCCGCGUUUUUUUGCCCUAAUCUUGCCGCAUGAUCUUGACGUUUUUGAACUAAGAAUUGGCUCGGAGGGUACUUUUAGAAGAAAGGGCAGUAGGUUCAUUGCUUUUGGGUUUAUAUUUCCGAUAUUUCGUUCGAAAUAUUUGUUUACGUGCACACACAGUACAUUGUAUACGAGUUAUUAAUAUACGCUUUGGAAUUCCUGUAAUAGAAACUUAAUUAUCAAAAAAGCUCUUGGCUUGGCUCUGCCCCUGGCAUUGCUGACGUCCAUGAGCGACGGUAACCACUCACCAUCAGUUGGGCCGUAUGCUCGUCUGCCUAUACGGCAUUAAAAAAUAAAAUAACCAGCUAGUUAUGUUCUAGCUCAACACACAUCAGAAGCUGUAGUUGUGUGUUUGAGCCCUGACAAAAUGAGUUAAUUUAUAAAUUCAUUUCUUAAACUUGUGCAAUAUUUUUACUAAAUGUUUUAUGACAAAAUACUUCGGUGUAUCGCUAUCUUCUUUAUUGUUUAUUAAAUUUUAUGUUUCUCGUACCAAAUAUAAAUUGAUUACUUUUCAAAUUCAUCAAAUGAAUGUUAUGUGCAAUAAGUGUAUUUAAUUAAAAGUUAAAAAUACACUGUAAUUAUUGAUAGAUUUUUAUUCGGUUCACAAAACCAAUGUUGUGUGCAAUAAAUAUAUUAAAUAAAGAAUUAAAAUAUCCCGGGAUUA
This is a messenger RNA of Bombyx mori (domestic silkworm), 5689 nucleotides long. RefSeq names its product cholinesterase 1. Gene Ontology annotation, molecular function: serine hydrolase activity. Bases 1834 to 3489 code for a protein of 551 amino acids. The transcript is spliced from 4 exons. The record is from RefSeq and is a predicted model, not a curated record. Lineage: Eukaryota; Metazoa; Arthropoda; Insecta; Lepidoptera; Bombycidae.